This is a messenger RNA of Peronospora belbahrii, 456 nucleotides long. Lineage: Eukaryota; Oomycota; Peronosporomycetes; Peronosporales; Peronosporaceae. The record is from the annotation of a GenBank genome assembly.
AUGAUGGAUGAGUUAGAAAAGUUUCAAGCUCAGUUUCGCACUGAGCAGGAGAAGUGUAGACGACUUGAACAGGAAGUUGAGGCAGCCAAGCAGUCGUCUGUCUCCCGCAAUGAGCUGGAUCGUGUCCUUUACAAACUUGGAGCAACCAAUCCGUCAAUUUCAUGCGCGUCGCAGCUGACGAGAGCAAAGAAACUGAAGACAUUAUAUGAGCAGUCGGUAGUGCAACUUGCCUCCGUUCAGUCGUUAGCAAGGGAGCUGCAACACUCGAAUGAUGAGCUUUCGCACUCAAUGGAGCAAACUCGCGCAAAGGCGAUGCAAUCACAGCAACAGCUUAAUACUCUGUGUGCGGAGCAUGGUGAUGCGCAGAGGCAGGUCGAGUCUCUAACAAAAAAGAAUCUCUCACUGAUGUCGGACGUUCAAGAGUGCGCAAUGAAGCUGACAAUCAACAACAGAUGA